Molecule: messenger RNA, 1752 nt
Organism: Arachis ipaensis
Lineage: Eukaryota; Viridiplantae; Streptophyta; Magnoliopsida; Fabales; Fabaceae
Product: protein MULTIPLE CHLOROPLAST DIVISION SITE 1
Biological process (GO): chloroplast fission
Cellular component (GO): chloroplast; chloroplast inner membrane
Source: RefSeq, a predicted model, not a curated record
CGUGAAUCGAACACGCAACCUUGUGAUCUGGAGUCAGACGCGCUACCAUUGCGCCACGGAUCCUUUCCUGCUUCCUUGCUUAGGCGAAUUUUUUGACAGCUUUAGACAUUAAUCUUUUUUUAAGAGGAAGAAAGAAAGUAACAAUAAUAAUCAAAAUCAGCGAGGCGGUUGCUUUACGAGUUUACUUUACCUAGUGGCUGGAGCUUCACGAAGAGGGAGUAAUGUAAUGGAAUGGAACUUUGAUAUUGAAGCAGAAAUUGGCCGCCAUUGAUUUAUUCACUGAGUUCAGAGAGGUUAGAGCACAUCACAUCUCAUAUCAUGGCUUCAAUUUGGACACUGCAGUUUCGGACUCUUUCUGUUCCCCCCUCCAUCGUCAUCUGUAGGAGCAGCAACAACAGUCAUGGCAGUGGCGGUGGCAGUGGUGUUCGUAUAAUUAGGAACGGAAUCUCCAAAUGGUGCUCCCUAAUCACCACUCGCAGCAACCAGCUCAGACAAGACUCCGUUAAUUCCGUUGCAAAAUUCCACAAUCACCUCUUUACUUCCAUCCUCAAUCCUCCGCCUCCUCCUCUUUCCUUUCUGGUUAAUGGAGACGGUGGAAUGAAGUAUCCGAUUUGGAUGUGCGUUGUGGCUCUUGUUUUGUUUUUGGGAGUGAGAGCAUUUGCAGAGAGAGUAUUCUCCCAAAGAAACCACCGCCCUGGCUCCGUAGCUGAUCUUGUCAGGCGUGGCCAACUCAGAUCCGAUAGAAGAGGCAUUUCUAGGCCUCUUAAGUAUGAAGACCCGUUCAAUAAUCCAAUGGUCAAGGUUGGUAAAAGCAACUCGACUGUUGAAAUGUGUGGCAAGGUUUAUCGUUUAGCACCUGUUACACUCACCGAAGAGCAACAAGCCAUCCACCAGAGAAGGAGAUCACGCGCAUACCAGUGGAAGCGACCAACCAUGUUCCUUAGGGAAGGAGACACUGUUCCUCCAGAUGCUGAUCCUGAUACAAUCAGGUGGAUUCCUGCAAAUCAUCCCUUUGCAACCACAGCCACUGAUCUUGACGAGGACCUAGCCCAAAACAAUGUGUAUCAAAAGCAUGGAGUUCCUUUCCGUAUUCAGGCUGAGCAUGAAGCGCUGCAAAGAAAGCUUGAAGCUCUACAAAAUGAGCAAAAACUAAAGAAAGUAGUAAUAGAUCCCGCCACUGCUAGAGAAUUUGAGAGGCCAUUCAACUCCCAUGCAGAGAAGAGCUCUGUAAACAAUCAAGUGCCUGAGUCCAAGCCCUCCAAAUCAGAUAUUGGCUUAAAUAGUUUGGAAGGUAAAUCAUCUUCCCAAGAAGAUUAGAGUCUUUAAAUGAUGGACACAGCUUCUGCUUACAUUGUUUUCCGAGUUAAAUUUUCUCUCUGGCGGGCUAUGAAUCUCCAUGACAACAUAUAUGGGAAGUGGCCAAAAUUUUUGCACUAUUCAAAUAUUCAUCGAGGUACUUUGUGACUGUGAAUUUGUAAAGAUGAGCACUGUAAAUAUUAAUUUAAUUGCUGCACAUUGUCGAGCUAUGCUGUUGCUGUUUCACCUUUUACGUCAGAUAAUUGUGAGAGACUAAGGGGGAAAGACCAUUUUUACAGUGUUGUCGUCGUAUAUCUUGAUGCGUACACACCCGAGAGGAAAAACUAGAAAGAAUGAGAACAUGUGUAACAUUGAGUGUUUUUAAUGCGAAUUCUCGUGCCUAGUAACUUGGCUUUGCAUUAAAAUUGUCGCUGUUUGUAACAUAUUUAAGAAUAA